AUGGGCGAUAUUGUUAACAAGUAAUAUCAAUUAUUUUAUUUGUAUUCUUCUAAUAGAAUAAAUUAUAUUUCUCUGAAUAUUUACAAAUUUGCAGGAAUGAUCGAUGUUCUAAACCUGAAAAUGAACUAGACAACUACUCUUCACAAUGUUCAUCUGUGGAUAAAUCUAUUAGUGAUUUUAUUAAAUCAGUUGAAAGUAUAAAAAAAGAUUCAACUACUUCAUUGAAAUAUUCAUCAAGAGAUUCUGGAUCUUCAGAUGAAAUGCAUAUUACAACAUCUUCUUUUAAAAACAAAAAUAAAAUCAAAAUGUCUCCAAUUUAUAAGAAAACAUCCUGUAACAACAGGAAAAAUAUCAAUAGUCAAUUAUAUAGUUCAACUCCACUUUCCAAUUCUGAACAUUCUGUAAAUGGUAUAACUGAACACAUAAGCAAACGAAUAGAACAAUUACAAAAACAUUUGGUUAAAAGUAGUGCAGGGAAAUUGUCUAUCAAACAGUUGAAAAAAUAUGAAAAAGAUAUUAACAGUUCAAAUCAAAAAAAAUUUAAAUCAGAUUCAGAUAAAAAGGUAGUACUUAAUAUAUUAAAAAAAAGUGUAAAUAUACCAUCAAUUGUACAUUUUUCAACUAUAGAAACUACAAAAAGAAAUACAUUUCAAGAAAAUCGUAAAGAAGAUUAUAAAGAUCAGAAUGAACAUUUUGUUAAAAACCAAUCUAUUAUUUUACCAUCAACAAACAACUCAAAAAGUAGUAGUAAUCAUAAUGUUAAAUUAUUAG
This is a messenger RNA of Cinara cedri, 771 nucleotides long. Lineage: Eukaryota; Metazoa; Arthropoda; Insecta; Hemiptera; Aphididae. The record is from the annotation of a GenBank genome assembly.